Molecule: messenger RNA, 210 nt
Organism: Aphanomyces astaci
Lineage: Eukaryota; Oomycota; Saprolegniomycetes; Saprolegniales; Verrucalvaceae
Exons: 2
Coding region: 1-210 (69 amino acids)
Source: RefSeq, a predicted model, not a curated record
AUGGCCAGUACGGCAUUCACAAGGAAGAAGGCGGCCAUCGCGCCCAACGAAACAAAGGACGUGUCAAACUGGAACGCUUGGACCACCCCCACGACCUCUUUAAGCACGCCAGCCCUGUGUCAUACAACGUUCACCAAUCGAAGCAACCCGACCAACCAAAAGCGCCUCCAGUACAACGAAAAGAGCGCGGCCAAAGCACGCUGCGGGUAG